UAACUCUCACUACUAGGGAGAGACAAAGAAAAGGAAAGCACAGCCAAAGCAAAUACAAUCUCUCUCUCCCACUCUCUCUGGUUUCCUUUUCCCUCUUAUAUUUGCCAAAUUCAUCAACCACCACACCCCAAUAACCACCGGCACCGGCAUGUGUGAUCCAGCGUCGUUUCGUUUGUUCUAAUAAUCUCUUUGAUUUUUAAGAUUGAGAGAAAGUGGUGCGUUUCAAGAGAUAUAUAAAAACAGAAAUAGAGAUUAAAGGUAAUGGCGAUUGAAGAAGACGUAGAGAGCUGCGGAAGUAGAGCAAUAGGAGGAGUAGGAGAAUCGUACUCACAAACAACAAAUCCACGCCAGCAUAUGCAAAAACUAGAAGUUUACAGCGAAGUGCUUAGACGAAUCCAAGAUUUUAAUUUUGAAGAAGCUAAUCUUCCUGGUUUUGAUGAUCAGCUUUGGCUCCAUUUCAAUCGUCUACCUGCCAGAUAUGCGUUGGAUGUGAAUGUGGAGAGAGCAGAAGAUGUGCUUACGCAUAAAAGAUUAUUGCAAUUAGCAGAAGAUCCUUCUAAUCGACCUGCAUUUGAAGUUCGUCUUGUGCAGGUCUAUCCUAUCUCCAACGGAAUGUUUAUUGAUUCUGCCCAUUCAGAUAGUGCAAUGAAAGAAGAUGCACAAAGUUCUUAUUUCUCAAACAUACAGGGGAUUCAUCCACCACCUACAUUUGGUUCAUCACCUAAUCUUGAAGCACUUGCAUUUCAAGCCAAUAGAUAUCAUUUUGAAGAAGGAGAUAGUGCUGUAAAUUCAACAUCACGCCUUUCUCGGCCUAUGCAUGAGAUCACUUUUUCAACAGUGGAUAGGCCAAAACUGCUCAGUGAGUUGACAUUCCUACUUGCGGAGAUUGGAUUGAACAUUCAAGAAGCUCAUGCUUUUUCCACUGUUGAUGGGUUUUCUUUGGAUGUUUUUGUUGUUGAUGGCUGGCCACGAGAGGAAACUGAGGAGCUUAGAAAUGCUUUGGAAAAGGAAAUCUUAAAGUUUAAGGAGCAGUGUAGUUCUAAACAGCCUUCUGUUUCUGCUGUGAGCAAGCAGAAUGACAUAAGGGUUGAAUCUCUUCCUGACUACAUAGAAAUACCUAGUGAUGGAACUGAUGUCUGGGAAAUUGAUUCCAAUCAGUUAAAAUUUGAAAACAAAGUUGCAUCUGGAUCAUAUGGAGAUCUGUACAAAGGCACAUAUUGUAGUCAGGAUGUGGCUAUCAAAGUCCUCAAGCCUGAGCGUGUCAGUGCUGAAAUGCUUAGAGAGUUUUCCCAAGAAGUUUAUAUAAUGAGGAAAAUUCGGCAUAAGAAUGUUGUGCAAUUCAUAGGUGCAUGCACCCGACCUCCAAACUUGUGCAUUGUGACUGAGUUCAUGGCUAGAGGAAGUAUAUAUGACUUUCUGCAUAAACAGAAGGGUGUUUUUAAGCUUCCAUCUUUAAUCAAAGUGGCAACUGAUGUCUCCAGGGGAAUGAAUUAUCUUCACCAAAAUAAUAUAAUUCACAGGGACCUGAAAACUGCUAAUCUUCUGAUGGAUGAAAAUGAAGUUGUUAAGGUUGCUGAUUUUGGAGUUGCCAGAGUGCAAACUCAUUCGGGUGUAAUGACAGCUGAAACUGGAACAUACCGCUGGAUGGCUCCUGAGGUCAUUGAACACAAACCAUAUGAUCAUAAGGCAGAUGUUUUCAGUUUUGCAAUAGUGUUAUGGGAGCUCUUAACAGGAGAACUCCCAUAUGCCUACCUAACCCCCUUGCAAGCAGCUGUAGGCGUGGUGCAAAAGGGCCUGCGGCCUACAAUCCCCAAGCAUACUCAUCCAAAACUUGCAGAACUGCUUGAGAGAUGCUGGCGACAAGAUCCAGCUCAAAGACCCAACUUCUCAGAAAUUAUAGAUAUCCUUCAUCAGAUAGCAAAAGAGGUUCCAAAUGAGAGGGAGGAUAGACGCAAGGAUAAAUCUGCCGGUGGCUUUUUUUCAGCACUGAUAAGGGGUCACCACUAAGUUGGGAGAAGAGACCAGCUGUUAAUAAUGCAUCCAUGUGCAGGCAAUUUUCAUCUUACAUAUAUUUAAAUUGUACAAAUGCUUCUUCUUUUUUCUAACACAGUAUUAGCUUCAUGUUUUUCCCUUUUUUCUUCAAUAUAAGCUCAUAGGUCUUUGUCCUUUUA
Messenger RNA from Ricinus communis (castor bean), 2171 nucleotides. RefSeq names its product serine/threonine-protein kinase STY17. Gene Ontology annotation, molecular function: ATP binding; protein kinase activity. The record is from RefSeq and is a predicted model, not a curated record. The transcript has 16 exons. Bases 262 to 2007 code for a protein of 581 amino acids. Gene Ontology annotation, biological process: protein phosphorylation. NCBI's taxonomy places the organism in Eukaryota, Viridiplantae, Streptophyta, Magnoliopsida, Malpighiales, Euphorbiaceae.